UUGCGAUGGAAGCACCCCGAACGGACCGCCUCUUGGACGCCCCCGACGAUGAGGACUGGACGGCCGACCCGUGCAUUCGGGAGUCGUACGAUGCUUUCCAUGUCCUUGCGAUUCCAUCCACGUACACUGCGUUUCCCGACGCAUCCAGUCCGGACGGAAGUCGCGUCGGCACGUGGGAGUACCUCGUCCAGCACUGCGCAACGGGGUUCAUGGACAUCUACGCCGCCGCCUAUAUCUUUUGGAUUCACUUGAUGUCGAUUGAAACAAUUCUUGUCGUGGUCGUGGCGGGGGUGACGACGUCGGGUUACUACUACAUUGGCAUGCAAGCAAACGGAACUUCGUUUGGCGCCAACCUUUCUUGGACGCUCGUGACGUUUGCUAUCAUUUCCCCCAUGAUUAUGCAAAUCCGGCAAGCGUUCACCCGUCGUGAAACCGCGCUGGACGCGAUCGCCGAGCUCAAAGCCAUCACGUCCAACGUAUUGAUGGCCAAUGCCAUUUGGGACUGGGGCAAGAACGAACGCGUGAAACUCGCGCCGGAUCACGCAUUGCGCACCAAGCGGAUCCUCAAAGGAAUAGCGUCGGACGUGCGACGCGUAUUGAUGCUGCCAACUUUCACGCGAGGCCGGCAUCGCUUUACAACGUCUGGAAUGGACGAAGCGAAGGAGUUCACACAUGCCUUCCACUACCUGUGUCGACGCAUUACGUUUUCGACGACGCUGCUUCAUCGACAAGUCGAGCUCAUGAAGGCGGCGGGGCUGCCUGCCAACGAAGCAUCUCGCAUCAACCAGUACCAUUGGUUCAUCCAAGCGCGCAUUGAAAAGCUGUGCAACAUCAAGCUGUACCGAACCCCCCAAGCCACGCGAUCGUUCACCCGCCUCUGCAUCCUCGUGCUGCCCCUGUUCUACGGCCCGUACUACGUUUAUAUUGCCACGACCGGCACGAGCGUCCACACCAACUUUGCCUUUGCGCUGACGUUGAGCUUGGCAACCAGCUUGAUCAUGAUCGGGAUCUUCAACGUGGAAAAGGCGCUGGAGGAUCCAUUCACAGAGGAAGGCCUGGAUGGCGUCAAGGUCGAGCGAGCCAUGCAACGCAUAAUGGAUGCCCUGGACGUUAUUCUACCUUCUUCCGAGCCCCCCUCCAAGCCUUGCCUGUAAGCUGUCUGGUCGGCGAACGCAAUGCCACGGCACAAAGAGCGCGCCACCAAAGAGCAUGCCCGUCCGCUGGUCUCAGGUAGCUUCCCACUGGCAAGACCGACCUCCAUAGAAUGCGAUGCAUGAAGCUCGUUCAUAUGUACGUCAAGCGCAUUCGACAAGUCUAUUCGGCGGUCGGGUAGAUUGCGUCGAAGGCGUUGAAAAUCCGCUGAAUCGCAACGUCGAUCUGGACGCCAUCCAGGCCUUCCUCUGU
Aphanomyces invadans is the source of this 1404-nucleotide messenger RNA. RefSeq lists its product as hypothetical. The coding region runs from base 6 to 1154 and encodes 382 amino acids. The transcript is spliced from 5 exons. Lineage: Eukaryota; Oomycota; Saprolegniomycetes; Saprolegniales; Verrucalvaceae. The record is from RefSeq and is a predicted model, not a curated record.